AUGGCAGAGUGCACAGAAAACUCAGGUGAGGCAACUGUUGAAAAUGUUGACGUGGAAACUGUUGUGGAGGGAAGUGUUGUAGCAGAAGAAGGAACUGGUCUCGUUGAAGAAAAUGUUAAGGAUCACAAUAAGCCAAUCUCGCAAAAUUCUAACCUUAGUGAAUGGGAAGCCAGAAGGUAUGGAACAAUGACUGCAAGGAUUUUGCGAGAUACAGAAGAGCAAGAUAUAGAAUAUGCUCCCACUGAGCAUUCAAGAUACAACAGUGAAGUGGCAGUGUCUGCCCUCUUGAAUAAUGGAGUCAGCUUCCACAAAAACAUAAAACUAAUCUCUUAA
This is a messenger RNA of Sphenostylis stenocarpa, 333 nucleotides long. The record is from the annotation of a GenBank genome assembly. NCBI's taxonomy places the organism in Eukaryota, Viridiplantae, Streptophyta, Magnoliopsida, Fabales, Fabaceae.